UCAAUGGUUAACGUGCGCAUCCCCUCCAAACCCCAACUGGGUUCGGUUUCUUUGGUAGGUAAACCCUGAACAACAACUCAACACGCCUCUCUCUUAAAACUCCCAAAACUCUCAAAUUCUCACCCUCCAUUGCCACCAACCUUUUCUUCUUCCCAUUUAUAACACAUCAAUCUAGAGAGAGAAACAGAGAAAGAGAGAGAGAGAAAAAAAGAGAGGAAGAAAUGGCGCAAGUUAGCAAACUUUCCAGUGGAAUCUAUGGCUCCCAUCGCAACCCCACUUUACCCAAAACCCAUAAUAAUCACAAACCUUUUCUGGGUUCUCUACUUUUUGGAUCAAAACUAAAGAAGGGUUCAGAGAAUUCACUGUGUUUGAGCUAUGCAAGGGUUGUGAAGAACCAUUCAGCUCCACUAAGGGUUUCAGCUUCAGUUGCCACCGCCGAGAAACCCUCAAUGUCACCCGAGAUCGUGUUGCAACCCAUCAAAGAGAUCUCCGGCAUCGUUAAAUUGCCGGGCUCGAAAUCACUGUCGAAUCGGAUUCUCCUUCUUGCUGCCCUUUCUGAGGGAACAACUGUCCUGGACAACCUGUUGAACAGUGAUGAUGUCCAUUACAUGCUUGGUGCUUUGAGAACUCUUGGGCUACAUGUGGAAGAAGAUAGUGAAAACAAACGGGCCGUAGUAGAAGGUUCUGGUGGUCUGUUCCCUGUGGGUAAAGAAUCAAGGGAUGAAGUUCAUCUUUUCCUGGGUAAUGCAGGAACAGCAAUGCGUCCAUUGACAGCAGCAGUAACUGCUGCUGGUGGGAAUUCAAGCUACAUUCUUGAUGGGGUUCCCCGGAUGCGAGAGAGACCAAUUGGUGACUUGGUCACAGGUCUUAAGCAGCUUGGUGCAGAUGUUGAUUGUUUUCUCGGUACAAACUGUCCUCCUGUCCGUGUAGUUGGAAAGGGUGGUCUUCCUGGGGGAAAGGUGAAGCUCUCCGGAUCAGUUAGUAGUCAAUACUUGACUGCUUUGCUCAUGGCAGCUCCAUUGGCUCUAGGAGACGUGGAGAUUGAGAUUAUUGAUAAACUUAUUUCUAUACCUUAUGUUGAAAUGACUUUGAAGUUGAUGGAACGCUUUGGAGUCUCUGUAGAGCACACUGAUAGCUGGGAUAGAUUCUUGAUCCGCGGAGGUCAAAAGUACAAGUCUCCUGGAAAAGCUUUUGUCGAAGGCGAUGCUUCAAGUGCUAGUUACUUUCUAGGCGGUGCUGCCGUUACUGGUGGGACCAUCACUGUUGAAGGUUGUGGCACAAGCAGUUUACAGGGGGAUGUUAAAUUUGCUGAGGUUCUUGAGAAAAUGGGCGCAAAAGUUACCUGGACGGAGAACAGUGUGACUGUCACGGGGCCACCCCGGAAUUCUUUUGGAAGAAAACGCCUACGUGCCGUUGAUGUUAAUAUGAACAAGAUGCCAGAUGUUGCCAUGACUCUUGCUGUCAUUGCUCUUUUUGCUGACGGUGUAACUACUAUUAGAGAUGUGGCUAGCUGGAGAGUGAAGGAAACUGAACGAAUGAUAGCUAUUUGCACAGAACUCAGAAAGUUAGGAGCAACAGUUGAGGAAGGGCCCGACUACUGUGUGAUCACCCCACCAGAAAAACUAAAUGUUACAGCAAUAGAUACAUAUGAUGAUCACAGAAUGGCCAUGGCAUUCUCUCUCGCUGCCUGCGCAGACGUUCCUGUCACCAUCAAGGAUCCGGGUUGCACUCGCAAAACAUUCCCUGACUACUUCGAAGUCCUUGAGAGGCAUACAAAGCAUUGAACUGUUCAACGACAACAUUGAAAACAAAAAUAACGAAAACAAGAAAGCAUAUUUGAUAGGCUAUCCAGCAUGGUCUCUUGGCAGCGUAGAAGAGACAGACAGACGAUGUGAGCUAUAUCUAUUUCCUUUCGAUUUGCCAUGUAAUUGUUCAAAAUGUAUGUUGGUUGUUUUCGCGGGACGUGUAAUUUUAUUUCGACUUAAAAAUGUAUUAGUUCGAUCUUAAGUCGCCGUAAAAGUGAGUGUAAUUGAAGCUCUUUUUUUUUUACACAAAUGUUGUGUUCUUCAGCAUUUGUUAUUCAAAAUUUAUAUGGAUCUAAAGGUUAUAUAUGCCAGUAUGUUUGUGUUUUCUUGUU
Camellia sinensis is the source of this 2137-nucleotide messenger RNA. RefSeq names its product 3-phosphoshikimate 1-carboxyvinyltransferase 2. Gene Ontology annotation, molecular function: 3-phosphoshikimate 1-carboxyvinyltransferase activity. The record is from RefSeq and is a predicted model, not a curated record. Lineage: Eukaryota; Viridiplantae; Streptophyta; Magnoliopsida; Ericales; Theaceae. Gene Ontology annotation, biological process: chorismate biosynthetic process; aromatic amino acid biosynthetic process.